Messenger RNA from Symbiodinium natans, 201 nucleotides. The record is from the annotation of a GenBank genome assembly. NCBI's taxonomy places the organism in Eukaryota, Dinophyceae, Suessiales, Symbiodiniaceae.
AUGUCGAAGCUGCUCGACUCCAAGGGCUGGGCGCUGCCCAUCCGCCUGCUUAGCUGCGGCGCUUUGCAGUACACGCUGGUGGCCCUGUCGAUCCUCACUGGUCGCCGGCACCAGAUCCGCGUGCAGCUUGGCAGUCGCGGCUGCUUGGACUCCGACGGCCGACUGCCUCAUGAAAACUUUCGACAUCUGCUCGUCGAAUAG